AUGCAUUGCCAGGACACCGAGCAAUAUUCCCCCGCCAGCUCGGCGUCAAGUCUCAGAACGGCCAAAUUCGACGACUCAGAUUCGUACAAUAGCGCAGCACCAAGCCCCAAGACAGUCAACGUCUACGAUGAAGACUGGUACAUACGGAAUACCCGCGAGCACCCCGACCCUGAGGUCGUAGAGGCGAACAUCGGCAACGCGAAGCGAGGCAAAGACGAAAGCGCAUUGUACAUCGCCCGCCAGAAGAAUGGCCGUCCGCACGCCGUCCUUGCGGGCGUGAACAUGCCCAAACCUCCACCCAAGGGGGAAUUCGCAGGUCGCUGGAAUUACAUCGAGUUCAUCCCGGAAUGGAACGAUCCGUUGUGGGUAGACCCCAAGCUCGAGAUCGACGAGGAGGACCCUCACAAGCGCCUCGUUCGACCGAAGGACUUGCUGCGGUACCUGCGUCCCGCGCAACGGCCCGAAGACCAGAUCCGGAAGCCCACGGCUAUGGCGUUGCGAUUCGGCAUCUUUCCCAUGCGCCAGGACGGCCGGUCUAGGAUGACGCCGACGAGAAGCACAUUUCGACAGUUCGCCGUCGGCGGCACCGCUUACAAGAUCAGUGGCGAGGACGUUGCCAGAGAGGCUGAGGAACUCGCCAAGAACUGGGGCGAUGACAGUGUCGAAGCGCUUUUGCAAAGAUACGCAAGUCUGGAUCCCAGCGGUAAAGGCAGGCUUUCGGAAGAGAGUGCCUUCGUUCUGAAUGCCAUGACGAGCAUGCAAGAGGAUGAGGACUGGCAAAGAAUUCUCUUUCUGGGAGCUACUACCAACGAACUAUUGGACCACGGCGUCUUAUCGUUCGGGAACGACUCCAGAAUUACUUUGAAGAGCCCCGUGCAUAGACUUUUUCGUAGGGGUAGAUGGGAAUCGCCUCUUUGGCGCGGUGAUAGCGAGAACACGCCCAGACUAGUUUAUCAAGUGGGAAAUCACAAGGGCGAGCUAGAUCCUGGCCGAUGA
Molecule: messenger RNA, 996 nt
Organism: Colletotrichum aenigma
Lineage: Eukaryota; Fungi; Ascomycota; Sordariomycetes; Glomerellales; Glomerellaceae
Exons: 4
Coding region: 1-996 (331 amino acids)
Source: RefSeq, a predicted model, not a curated record